GUUACCAUCAGAUUCACGAUAUUCUUCCUUCACCCGCAUACAUAGACGAUAGAGGUGAAUAGAUAUGUCUGAAUCUCAAAAAGAUAAAGAUGUCAACCAAAAGCCAAAGAUCAGCACUAGAUGGUUUUAUGCAUUUGAAGAUGGCUGGCAAGCAUUUAAUGAUGACGAUGAUGGAAGAUUGGAAGAACGUUGGCAAACACUAGAAAAGGAACAAUUCUUCGAUAAAGUUAAAGCUAAAAAGGAAAAGCAAAAAGCAAAAGAAGAAGCAGAGGAAGAAAAGGAAAAAGAUAAACAAGAACAGGAUGAUGAACCUGCAACAGAUCAACAGCAAAAAAUCAAUACUUGGCCACCUUCUGGUGUAGAUCAAAUUCGAGCAGCUUUGUUCGGAUCGAGUAUAUUGAAUGGAAAAGCGGAAAAAAAACAAAAGACAAAAAAGCAAGCUGGAGAAUUGAGAAACGAUGAAGGUCAAAAGAUCGUCACACAUCAUCUAGAUCCUGAUGAACCAAAAGAAAAGAGAAGAAAGUUUGUGGAAGUGAUGGAAGAUCAUUUGUUCGAUGUUGACCUUGAAUCGAUGGAAUUAUUUCCAGUCUUUUGGAAAGGUGUCUUGCUGCGUGUGGUAAGAGCGCAUUGGUUUUAUCUUACAAGUGAUGGAGGAUUUGCACCUAUUCCGUUCGAUGAAAAUCUCUCGAACGAUUUAGACCAAGCAUACGAUAAAGCAAAGCCAUGGGAUCGAGAUCAAUCGGAAAUGACAAAGAACACUUCAGAUGACGCAGAUUUAUUCGAUUUGCCUAGUAUGCCAAAGACAGGCAAGAUAAGGUUUGAAGGAGCUACCUCAGGCCGCAUAUUUACGCAGGACUUGAGUGGAAAGCUUCUCUCUGUUCUUGGAGGAUCAUUGGUCAUCCGCGGCUGGCAAGAAACGGCGGAUCGUUCGAAACAGUUGCGCAAUUCUAGCAUCUUCACAUCUUCCCUCUUGCCUUGGGCAGGUGGUCAAGAGCCAAACGAUAGAGAACGUGAAGAUGAAGACGGUGAAGAUGUUGAGAAUGAUACGCUUGGAACGAAAAGAGCAAAUAUGCGACAAGGUGCGGCAAAAGUUCCCAAUCGUCCCAAACAGCAAUCAGACGAAAAAGCUGAUCGGGAAGAAUCAGAAGAAGAAAAUCAAGGCUGGCUCGGAAAACUAUGGCCAAGUUCAGAUAGCUUGUCUCAGCCUAGAGUGAAAUUAUUGCAAGCUCUUGGCUGGGGCAAAGACGAUGCGAUCGAAGAAGGGCAGAGAUCAGCUAGACAACAGAAUACAGAAGAAGCUCUGCGAAAUGAAGGCAAAAAGGAUACAGAAGACGCACAAGGAGAAGAAAAGGAUGAGGAAGAUGGUGAAGAAGUGGCGGAGGAAGAACAGAUACGCGAAGAUAAAAAAGAUGAGCCACCAGAGCUCGUUCUCGCUAUUCAUGGAAUUGGACAAAAGCUCACGGAUGACUUUGAUGCGAUCGAUUUCGUGUACGAUAUCGAACGACUGCGCAACUUAACGAAAAAGCUGUCCAACGACAAAGCCGUUCAACGUAUCUCUCACGGAAAACGCGCGCAAUUCUUACCGAUCUGUUGGAGAAAGGAGCUCUCUUUUGAUGAUCAGGAAGCGCUGGAAGGUAAUGAUAAUGUAUAUGGGUUACGCGACGUAAGCAACGAUGCUACUAUCCCGAUGGUACGCAACAUCAUCUCUAAGGUCAUUUUGGAUGUGCCUUACUACCUAUCAAGACACAAAAAGACGAUGAUGGAAGCGGUGGUCCAAGAAUUGAAUCGUGUAUAUCGUUUGUUCGUCCGACGAAAUCCCGAUUUCGAGAAGAAAGGAGGCAGAGUUUCGUUGAUCUGUCAUUCUUUAGGCUCAGCAUUGGCCGCUGAUAUCCUCUCACAUCAACCAACAAAAGUGGCCUCGUUAUCAGAACAAACUUCAGAGGAAAAACACAGCUGCGAUCAUCUUGUGUUUAAUGUGAAGAAUUUGUUCUUUGUUGGAUCGCCCAAUGGAUUCUUCUUCCAUCUACAAGGCGCUCAAUUGAUCGCAAGAAAGGGCAAUGCACGAACGCAAGAUGUAGAAGAAGAUGCAGCACGAGAUGAAGUAGGAAGAUUUGGUUGUUUAGCGGCAGAAUCGAUUUAUAAUUGUUAUAAUGCAACCGAUCCCGUUGCUUUUCAACUUUCAGCAACGAUUGAUAGAGAUUAUGCAAGGAUGUUAAGACCGAUUUCGAUUCCUGAUGCUGUUCCGGCUUUAUUGGAUGCUUUAGCUCAACCAAGAUUAUCAUUGAGCAAAUAUUUUGCUGCAGCAAAACCGUUUGCCAAAAAUGCCAAAGGUGAAGCAGGUAAACAUCCAGGAACGGCAGUUUACAAAGAUAUGAAAUCAGGAGCACGAUCGCCACUACCCAAAGUAGAUCAAAAGAUGCAAAGAGCCAAUCCUCAAAGAAGUUCAUCAGUAGAAGAGAUUGGAAAACCUGUUCUAAUCGAAAGAGGAUCUGAGCAAAAAGUAGAGCAAAUCAAACUUAAAGCCAAAGGCUUAAAAGAUGAAUCUUUUGAUUUGGAAAAACUUCAAAGAGCAGAAAGAAGGUUCCGAGCAUUAAAUCCUCACGGUUGCAUAGAUUUCCUUUACGAUUCCGGAGGAGUGAAUCAAUAUCUUGACAUGCUUUCUGCCCAUGUUUCUUAUUGGACUAGUAAGUCUUUCGCAAUCUUUGUCUUGACACAACUCUUCUCCGAUUUCGAGUCGCAAAAGGAUCUACCAACGAUUGUGCCAAAAUUACAGACAGUAUUGCGAAACGAAGAGCAGACCGAUACAUCAGAGCAGGACAAAGAUGAUCGUGAAGGAUGAGAGUAUAAAACCUGUACAGAUACUUUAAUGAUACCUAAACAUCUCAUCACCCAUCACCACACACAAAGAUUUGAUAGAAGAAGAAUAAAAAAGUGUCCAAGGAUGCACAGCAUUGUGACCCUCCUUAGUAUACUUUUGCAAUGACAUUUUAAGCAACAAUAGGGGAAUAUUGGUGAGGAGUUGAUAAAAGAGGGCAUGAAGCAGAAGUUUGGAAAGGUUGGAUGGCGUAUGUGCAAAGAUGGCCAAAAGUGCUGCAGAAUAGUAUAAAAGGUGGAUUGGGGGAGAAAGACG
This is a messenger RNA of Meira miltonrushii, 3130 nucleotides long. RefSeq lists its product as uncharacterized. The record is from RefSeq and is a predicted model, not a curated record. The transcript has a single exon. The coding region runs from base 65 to 2839 and encodes 924 amino acids. Gene Ontology annotation, molecular function: metal ion binding; glycerophospholipase activity. NCBI's taxonomy places the organism in Eukaryota, Fungi, Basidiomycota, Exobasidiomycetes, Exobasidiales, Brachybasidiaceae. Gene Ontology annotation, cellular component: cytoplasm.